This is a messenger RNA of Clupea harengus (Atlantic herring), 1817 nucleotides long. It is a transcript of the gene atp6v0ca, whose product is annotated as ATPase H+ transporting V0 subunit ca. Gene Ontology annotation, molecular function: proton-transporting ATPase activity, rotational mechanism. Gene Ontology annotation, cellular component: proton-transporting V-type ATPase, V0 domain. NCBI's taxonomy places the organism in Eukaryota, Metazoa, Chordata, Actinopteri, Clupeiformes, Clupeidae. The record is from RefSeq and is a predicted model, not a curated record. Gene Ontology annotation, biological process: proton transmembrane transport.
ACUCUCUCCACUUCGCCAUUUUCAUCCUCUCCACCGGUGAUCUGUGGUAGACUAGAUCCGUGGCUCUUCCAAACCGUGCUGGCGCAGGCCGUCGUGUUUCCGACAUUGCGAGUAGUUUGAGCAGGUACCACAGUAAAACCUUACAGGUAGAAAUUCAAUAUUUCUUUUUUGUACAUCUCAUUGUAGCAUCAGAAGAAUGUCCGAAAGCCCAGAAUAUUCCCCGUUCUUUGCAGUGAUGGGAGCAUCCGCCGCAAUGGUCUUCAGCGCUCUGGGUGCUGCGUAUGGCACAGCAAAGAGUGGCACAGGUAUUGCUGCAAUGUCUGUGAUGAGGCCGGAGCUGAUCAUGAAGUCCAUCAUCCCAGUGGUCAUGGCUGGUAUCAUAGCCAUCUACGGGCUGGUGGUGGCUGUGCUCAUCGCCAACAACAUCUCGGAAAAAAUCACACUCUUCAAGAGUUUCCUGCACUUGGGUGCUGGCUUGAGCGUGGGUCUGAGUGGCUUGGCGGCUGGCUUUGCGAUUGGCAUCGUGGGUGACGCUGGCGUGAGAGGCACUGCCCAGCAGCCUCGGCUCUUUGUCGGCAUGAUCCUCAUCCUCAUUUUUGCUGAGGUGCUGGGGCUGUACGGCUUGAUUGUUGCUCUCAUCCUCUCCACCAAGUAAACAACGAGAGAACAACGUUCAACAUGACGUAUAGAAUCACCACAUACACCAUACACAAACACACACACACACACACACACACACACAAACACACACUUGCUCAGUCACCAAACACAUGACGACUAAAGUAAAGACCCAUACUGGAUUUAAAAAAAUAAAUCCUAUCCAUAAAUAUCGACAUUGUAGAACCACAACCACCACCACCACCACCACCACAUAUAUUACAUUGACCCCAAGAGCAGAGAGGAGAAUGUGUGUGGUCGUGUCUGGGUAAUUGAGUGUGUGAGCGAGUGAAUACAUGUUUGCAUGUGCGUGUGUGUACACACACGCUCCUCUUUUCUCCUUGUGUACAGUACUCCUGAGUUUAGUCGCUUCUGUAAAUGCGCUGUGUAAUUUGUGCUUUGUUCUGUGUGUGUGUGUGUGUGUGUGUGUGUGUAUGCGUGGGUGUAUGUUUAGAUAGUGCAUCCCUUCCUCCCUUGACCUUGCUAUGCUUUGCUUGUUUGUGUUUAUUUUUUGUUGUGUGUGUUAUUUUUGUCUUCAUUUUCCUCGUGUAUGCAAAACAUACGUUUUUUUUUUUAAGUAUUAUUUUGACCAUUUCUGAUUUCCACAUGAUGUUGAGGACCUAUCAAAUUAUAUACAAAAUAUACUAUUUUUUUUUUCCCCACUGAUAAUUUAAGAAGAUUUUCAAUUGUUCAUGAAACUGUUUUACAGGAACAAAGUCUUUAUUGAAUCCCAAUGCUCUCUAUAUAAAUAAGUGUAUUAUAUAAAUAUAUAUCUGUAUAGCUAGGUGAAUUGCACUGUGGGUAAUUUUGUUUCUAAGUGCUUGGAGUUUCACUGGGUGUAAUCAUUGGUUAACAUGGAGAUAGUUUGUCUGUACUCAGAUAUUGGUGGGGGAGUGUGAGUGUGUGUAUGUAUAUGUGUGUGAGAUUAUGUAUGCACGCAUGUAUCUGUGGUCGGAUGUGUGUGUGUAUGUAUGUAUGUCUGUAUGUAUGUAUGUGUGUGUGUGUGUGUGUGUGUGUUUUAUCUCAAAGAUGACAUUCUCGAACACUUGUACCGUUUUAAUCUGUAGUUCUGCUGUCUCUGGUUGCGUUACUUGGCCGAAGCAGGUCAGUGAAGGCCGAACCGUCCAAUUUCCUAAAUAAAUAAAUCUCCUCAACUUCCA